UGUUAAUCCCCGCUUGUGCUGCCCUGCCGUCUGCAUCCCGUUGUUGCUGGGAGAGCAUGGCAUGGCUCCAGGACCCCUGCACUCGCACAGGAGACGAGUGAACGAGUGAGAGAGACAGAGAAGAGAGAAAGAGAGUGAGAGAGAGAGAGAAGAGAGAGAGAGAGAGAGAGAGAGAGAGAGAGAGAGAGAGAGAGAGAGAGAGAGAAGAAAGAGAUACAGUUGUGCCAUUUCACGACUGUCACAGCCGCUAGAGCGCCGCACUGCACAGGGUGCUAUUGAGUUUCACUGACACACACAUACACAAGGGAGUAGGGUACAAAACAGGAAAGGGGGAGGAAAAGAAAGAGAGAGAGGGGGAAAACAGAGGGAUGAUGGCUGGUUUGUCGCAGCUGAGGGUGCAAAUGUGAAAGGAGUGAGUGGAUACCUUUGUCGCAUCCCGCGUCCCACCGCACAACAGCCUCUCUCUCCGUUGUCGCUCCUUCCUGACUGCUCACAGUUCAGAGGGAUUAAACUUUUUCUUUCACCUCCUGUUGGCACAUCCGGCCCUCCGCGAGCCUCUGCCAUGGAGUCUCCCACCAAAGAGAUCGAGGAGUUUGAGAGUACAUCCCUAAAGUAUCUUCAGCCGGAACAGAUUGAAAAGAUUUGGCUCAGGCUGCGAGGACUGAGGAAGUAUAAGAAGACAUCCCAGAGAUUAAGGUGUCUGGUGAAGCAGCUCGAAAGAGGAGAGGCCUCCCUCGCUGACCUCAAGAAAAACCUCGAGUAUGCGGCGUCAGUGCUGGAAUCUGUCUACAUCGAGGAGACGAGGCGUUUGGUGGACACAGAGGAUGAGCUUAGCGACAUCCAGUCCGAGUCAGUGCCAUCGGAGGUUCGGGACUGGCUGGCUUCCACCUUCACCCGCCAGAUGGGCCUGAUGCUGCGGCGCACCGAAGAGAAACCCCGCUUCCGCAGCAUUGUCCACGCCGUACAGGCCGGCAUAUUUGUGGAGAGGAUGUACCGAAGAACGUCCAAUAUGGUUGGACUCAGCUACCCCCCUUCUGUCAUAUCUGUGCUCAAGAAUGUGGACAAGUGGUCGUUUGACGUGUUUGCUCUAAACGAGGCCAGCGGGGACCACGCACUCAAAUUCAUAUUCUAUGAGCUGCUCACAAGAUACGACCUAAUUAGCCGUUUCAAGAUCCCCAUAUCUGCAGUGGUGUCCUUUGUGGAGGCCCUGGAGGUGGGCUACAGCAAGCAUAAAAACCCCUACCACAACCUGAUGCACGCUGCCGACGUCACACAGACUGUACAUUACCUACUGCUCAAGACUGGCAUGGUGCAUUGGCUGACAGAGCUGGAGAUCUUUGCCAUGAUCUUUGCAGCAGCAGUGCACGACUACGAGCACACGGGGACCACGAACAACUUCCACAUUCAGACAAGGUCAGACACAGCUAUUCUGUACAACGACCGCUCGGUGUUGGAGAGUCACCACGUCAGCGCAGCGUAUCGCCUCCUGCAAGAUGACGAUGAGAUGAACAUCCUUUACAAUCUGUCCAAGGAUGACUGGAGAGAGUUGCGGGCUCUGGUGGUGGAGAUGGUGCUGGCCACCGACAUGUCCUGCCACUUCCAGCAGGUCAAGGCGAUGAAGAACUUCCUACAACAGCCUGAGGGGAGCAUUGACAAACCCAAGGCUCUGUCCCUGCUGCUUCACACAGCAGACAUCAGCCACCCGGCCAAGAGCUGGGACCUCCACCACCGCUGGACCACCUCCCUACUUGAGGAGUUCUUCAGACAGGGGGAUAAAGAGGCAGAGCUUGGGUUGCCGUUCUCACCACUGUGUGACCGCAAGUCCACCAUGGUGGCACAGUCUCAGAUCGGGUUCAUAGACUUCAUCGUGGUGCCCACCUUCACUGUACUAACAGACAUGACAGAACGCAUCGUCACACCUCUCAUCGACGAGGCCUCUAACUCGGGUUUUACCGGCUUUCGACGCUCAAGUCUGAACAGUAUUAGCUCAGAGGAGGCUAAGCGGGGCAGCGUGAAGAGCACAGGGUCGGAGAGCAGCUCGUCAGGCCACUGCUCCUUGCUCACGGUGGACCUGAAGAACUUCAAGGCGCUGUGGAACGAAGAGGUUUAUCAGAACAGGGAGAGGUGGAAGGCGCAUGCUGCUAAAGAGGCAGAGGAGCGAGCUAAAAAGGAAGCAGAAGAGAAGGCCCAGCAGGAAGAGAAUAUGGAGCCCCAGGAGGCCCAAAAAGAAUCAGAGCAGCCUGAACCAAAGGAGGACAAAGCGGAGGAUGAGGAGCCAGAGUCAGGGGAGGUCAACAGACCACCAGAUGGCAACACAGGGGACACAGAGGAGGCAGCACAGCCUGGGAGCGCCACACACAAGAAUCAGCUGCUACAGAAUGGGGAAUUGUCCGAAGGCGCCGAAUCUCCAGAGAGUGAAGAGAACAAGAACAAAGCCGAUGCAGAGGAGAUGGACUAAGGGAGCUGGGGAGCAGGUGAGUGUGCUGCUGCACUGCUGUCGACCCAAACCUGCUUUCCCCCCCCCCCCCCCCCCCCAUGUGGGACGACUCAGACUCACACCAGAGGGAAGGACAUUUCUGGGGCUGCGUCGCCCUCUACAGGACACCGAGAACACUGACAUCAUCACUUGCAAGCUCUCUCUCUGAUCAGCUGUUUUUACUUUUCCUGUCCCAUAUUUAUAUUCUUGGGAUCCUAAGCAAAGAGUUUUUUGGCCAGCUUCUCUACCCGUGUGCAUUAUUUCUUCCUUCCUGCCUAUUACUAAACACAGCACGGAUGAAGUGAAGAUUUCAUGAUCUGAAGAUGACCAUGUCAAUGAAGAAGAUGGAGACAAAUUAAGGAGAAGCCGUUGAAAGACUCUGUUACUGUAGGCGAUGCUUUUCAGUUUCAAUUUGGUCGCAUUUUGCCACAUUCGGAGCUGCAUGUUUAUCUCAGCCACCUUGACAUGUAGCCAUUGUAGAAGUCCAACUUUUUACUAUGUACUUGCUGUGGUACAGCUUCAAUUUCCUCUGUUUGUUUGAAAAAAAAGUAAAGUUUAUCUUCCUGAAUAAAUAGCUGAUUGAGAGAGAUCAGGUUUUGUGUUACAGUUAAAUGAUUUAGUCGGUAACAGAAGUGCAAGCUUUCUGCCGAAUGCGUGACAGGGACUUCUACAACUGCUGCUGCUGUAUACGCAGUGCAAAGGUGACAAACGCAGAUCUACUGAUCUUCCGAGUUCUGCAGCGCUAGCAUUUUAGAAGUAACUAGUAUACACUCCUAAAACAAAUCCACACAGCCUAGGAAACUGUAAAAGUGGUUCAUGUGCAGCUUGAGAUUCAAAGUAAGGAUAGUCAUUUACAGACCAUGCUCCUAAACUGCUUCCCUGUGCUUCUGGAGCACCUGCUCUCUUUGGACAAAUAUCACUGUGGAGCCCUAAUAAGCUGAUUAGGGCCGGACCUCCUGCUGUGUCCUCUUGCUUCUUCCUGGACAAAGCCCUUCUCUCUGCUUAGGCUACUGCAGAAACCUGUUCCUAUCAUUUGUGGCUUGACUUUUCUUUCCCACCUUCCUACCAAGAUUACUUUCUUACUGCAGUUGCUCAGAUAGUGUAAAUUUAUUUUAUCUUGUUUUUAUUUGAUUUAAUUUAAUGGGUUUUUUAUUGCAUUUUUUUUAUGGCAUUUUAGUUUAUUUUGCCUUGGUGUUUUUCUUUUCUACCUUCCUGCCAAGUUACCUUUCUUACAGCAAUUGCUCCAAUAUUUUAUCUUAUUUUAUUUUAUUUUAUUUUGCUUUGGUGUUUUUUGCAGGUCGAUACCUUCUUUCACUUUCUGUGUUUGUCUUCUUUGUAUAGAGAGGCUGUAAAUCUCUGGACAUGAGGGAGUAGAAAUGCUGCGAGCCCACAAUCCACCGACAUAUAUUUUUGGAUGUAAUGUAAAGAUAACUGUUGUCAAAUGUCCAAAAAUUAGAAUCAGACUUUUUGCAUUUCAAACAUAUCACUUAUAUAAAUGCAUUCAAGCUUUUGUAAUACUGUAUAUACACAACCUUUUCAUUUACCUUAUUAUUUUUUUCUUUGCAAAGCUUUUAUUUGUGAUGCAAUGUUGUAUAUGAUUAAUGCACUGGAUGUGUCAAAUAUCUUCAUACGUCACUGAGCUUUGGCUUUUUAUCAGAAACGGUGAGGUCUCUGCUUAGCGUUCCUUCAACAGGAGACUUCUGUUCUCGAUGCCUUCUUUCAUGUGCUCAAGCUGUAGCAAAAUGUCAAUAUUGUGGCUGAAUUAGAGGAUUAUUUUAUGGUUGUCCUACAGCUACAGCGGCUUUAUCCUCUAGGUUGUUGGUGUACUGUUUAAUCGACGUGUUUACAAUGUGCUUGUACAGCUACUAGCCAGCUGAAUCCAUCAUGCUUUUGUGAUGGCCGUGCAUCCAAGGCUAUGAGUCCAACCUGUAGCCGCUUCUUGGUCGUUUGCCAGGUUUCUAAAGCUUGAUAGACACUUUAUGUCGUGUAUAGAAGAUGCAAAUAUUACUUCCUGUGCAUAUGUAACAUAUUGAACCUCUCCAAAACUGGUUCAGCCUUUCUUUUCCUGUUUAUGUGUAACUGGGUGUGAAAAGCUUUUCGGCAGUAUUUGCAGGUGGAUAGGUUUUCCCUUAAAUUGUGCACCUUUUUGUUUGUUUUGUUUUGUUUUUUUUUUAACAGAAAAUAUUCUCUUUUCUUAAGUUCUUAAUUCUUUUGGUGUACAAAUCCCUUGAUCGUGCCAUUAUCCUUGGCAUAUUCUAUGGUUAUUAUAAAGGAUACAGAUGUAUACUAGUACAUAAACAAAUAUGUAUAGUAUAUAUGGGGAUCAGAGGGGGGGGAAUCGUUUAAAAAAUAAGACUAUAUGAAAAUAAGAAUUCUGAAAACUCUUGAAUUCUUAUUUAGCCUUCGUUUUAAUAGACAUUCCCUGUUUUGAUAUCAUAAAAGGGAUAUUAUUAUCAUACUGGGAUAUAGUAGUUUAUCACACAGUGUAACCGUGCUACUGUCUGUCAUCAAACACAGUCAGUGGUUAGCAAACCGACUGGCUGAAUGUGUGCCUAUAUAUGUGUUUAUCAUUUUACAUCUUUCAGCAGUAGGGAAAUAAAUCUUGUGAUGUUGUAUAAAUCUGCGCUAAUCAAGUUAUAGUCCAGAAACAUUAAUAUCUUCCCCACGAUAUCAUGCACUAAAGACUCUACUUUGAUAUUAGACUCUGUUGAAAAAACUAUAUGAGAACUAGUUUGUUUUGUAUCGUCACCAUUUCAGUCUGUUCAGAACUGUAUAUUUUGCAAUCACUUGCUUUCACACCAACCAUCUAUUUCCAUGCUUUUCUGUUUUUUCUGUUUGUGCUGUUAGUGUAGUGUUAAAUUUUUUAUUUGCUCCUUUUUUGAUUCUGAGGAUGGAUUGUCCAAAAAAAAAAAAAGUCUCUCAGCUUCUCCAACAUGUAAUAUGGCUUUCUGUUCUUUUCCGUUGGCCUCUCCCUACCUGCUUACGUUCUCCCACGUGUCAGACUGUAUUAUAUGUUUUAUUCAACCAACUUUGAAAUCAGACAAAUUCAAGUGGCUCAAAACUCGAAUGUAUACUGAAUCUUUGUCAAAUUUAGAUUUCCUAAUGGAUUUCUAAAACUAGCCUGAUAGGUGCUUCGUCAAAUACAUAGAACACGUUUUCGGUACAAAGGGACCAACGUAAUGUCCAGUGGUCUUGUAGGCUCAGACGUUCACUUGCUACUCUGAUAGCCUCUUCUAUGAAUAUUUAGCAGGAAUUUCUACCAAUCAUAAUCAGAGGUUUAGCUGUAUUUAUGACAUGUACAGACUUCUAAACAUGGUGUUUUGUAAUGGUUAUCACGGAACAGGACAUGUUGUUUGUUUAAUGCUAUGUUUCCUUGUUUAAUCAGAAUCACUCUAUAUGGUUGAUAUCACACUGUUCUAGUGGCGGAUGUUUAGUUGGAUGUUAGUGUGUGUGUGUGUGUGUGUGUGUGUGUGUGUGUGUGUGUGCAUGUGUGCGUGCGUGCGUGCAUGCGUGCGUGCGUGCGUGUGUGUGUGUGUUCACCUGCAUGUUUGUGUGUGUGUAUGUGUGUGUAUGCGUGUGCUUGUGUGUGUGUGAAACAGCUAAAAAAUACUUAUGUGCAUUUCUGAUCUCCUCACUGUGACUUGCUCUCUCAUUGAGUGUGUGCAUGAGUGUGUGUGUGUGAGAGAGAAAGAGAGAAAUAGUGAUGCAGUGGAAAUUGAAAAAGUGGGUAAUAUAUGACCUCAAAUCAAUGAUCAUCUUCAGGCAAACACAACCACCAGUGUAAACAAAAAAUCAAUCACAUUUUCAUAAAAUCAUUUCAUUCACUUAAAAGAUCCUGUUAUAUAACUUACAUGAGUCUGAUACCAUUUACUAUAUUAUAUGUAUCAUGUGUACUAUUACAUCAUAAAGAUUUAUGUUGGCCUAAAAAGUGGGUAAAAUAUUUCACACAUAAAGUGGACAAACUGAGUGAAGCGGGUUUACCCUCCACUGCAUCCUUGAAUCGAAAGAAUGACCAAGACUGAGUGUGUGUACGUGUGUACGCAUGUGUACAUGCGUAUACAUAUCUGUGUGUAUGUGUGCACGUGUCUGUGUGUGUGGGUAUGCAUGAAUGUGCAUGCAUGUGUGUGUUCCCACCCAUGCCGGCCGGGCGGCCGUGUGUGCCACCACGCUCUGUGACUGCACAGCCGUAUCAAUAAAUCUGGACUCA
Molecule: messenger RNA, 6683 nt
Organism: Myripristis murdjan (pinecone soldierfish)
Lineage: Eukaryota; Metazoa; Chordata; Actinopteri; Holocentriformes; Holocentridae
Gene: pde1cb
Product: phosphodiesterase 1C, calmodulin-dependent b
Exons: 17
Coding region: 563-2458 (631 amino acids)
Biological process (GO): signal transduction
Molecular function (GO): 3',5'-cyclic-nucleotide phosphodiesterase activity
Source: RefSeq, a predicted model, not a curated record